Molecule: messenger RNA, 4174 nt
Organism: Orcinus orca (killer whale)
Lineage: Eukaryota; Metazoa; Chordata; Mammalia; Artiodactyla; Delphinidae
Gene: MTMR6
Product: myotubularin related protein 6
Exons: 14
Coding region: 350-2215 (621 amino acids)
Biological process (GO): dephosphorylation
Cellular component (GO): nuclear envelope
Molecular function (GO): phosphatidylinositol-3,5-bisphosphate phosphatase activity
Source: RefSeq, a predicted model, not a curated record
CACACGACCCUGUCCACGGGGGAGAAUUGCUGGCCAGUUUCCCAGGAGAGGACCGCGCACUCUCGGGGAUUGGAAGACCUCCACCGAUAGGAGACGCUGUGGUUCUCACGGCGGCCCCAGGCGAUACCGUAGCCGCUCUCUCAGCGCCGCCACCGCUCUGCCCACCGCGCAGCGCCCUCUCAGCGGCCCCGGUUUGCGGAAGUGUUUCCAGGAGACGACGAGCGAGCUGCGCGUGCGCGGUGGGCGCGGCCGGCUGGAGGUGGUGCCUGCCGGGUCAGGGGCGCCGCGGCCCGGGAUAUCCGCUCUAUGGUGCGCAGGUGCUGCGGCCGCCGGCGGACGCGUCUUCGGGAUGGAGCACAUCCGUACAACCAAGGUUGAGCAAGUGAAAUUGCUUGACCGAUUCAGUACGAGCAACAAGUCGUUAACAGGAACCCUGUAUCUCACGGCCACACAUCUGCUGUUUAUAGACUCUCAUCAGAAAGAAACCUGGAUACUGCACCACCAUAUUGCCUUGGUGGAGAAACUAGCUCUCACGACUUCUGGAUGCCCUCUUGUGAUCCAGUGCAAGAACUUCCGGACUGUGCAUUUCAUUGUUCCCAGAGAAAGAGACUGCCACGAUAUUUACAACUCUUUGCUACAGCUGUCAAAACAAGCAAAAUAUGAAGAUCUCUAUGCAUUCUCUUACAAUCCCAAACAAAAUGAUUCAGAAAGGCUGCGAGGUUGGCAGCUCGUCGACCUCGCUGAAGAGUAUAAGAGAAUGGGCGUGCCGAAUUCCAACUGGCAGCUGUCCGACGCCAACCGCGACUACAAGAUUUGUGAAACUUAUCCCAGAGAACUUUAUGUUCCCCGAAUAGCAAGCAAACCAAUCAUUGUUGGUAGUUCCAAGUUCCGGAGCAAGGGAAGGUUCCCAGUUCUUUCCUACUAUCAUCAAAAUAAGGAGGCUGCCAUUUGUCGAUGUAGUCAGCCACUGUCAGGAUUCAGUGCCCGGUGCCUGGAGGAUGAACACUUGCUUCAGGCCAUCAGCAAAGCCAACCCAGCCAACCGCUACAUGUAUGUCAUGGACACCAGGCCCAGACUGAAUGCAAUGGCCAACAGAGCAGCUGGAAAAGGUUAUGAAAAUGAAGACAACUAUUCUAAUAUUAGAUUUCAGUUUGUUGGAAUUGAAAAUAUUCAUGUCAUGCGGUCCAGCCUUCAGAAAUUAUUGGAAGUCAAUGGUACCAAAGGGCUUUCCGUCAGUGAUUUCUACUCGGGUCUGGAGAACGCAGGAUGGCUGCGCCACAUCAAAGCCGUUAUGGACGCUGCAAUCUUCUUAGCCAAAGCAAUAAUGGUUGAAAAUGCGAGUGUGUUGGUACAUUGCUCUGAUGGCUGGGACAGGACUUCCCAGGUCUGUUCCCUGGGCUCUCUCUUAUUGGAUCCCUACUACAGGACAAUCAGAGGAUUCAUGGUUUUAAUAGAAAAAGAUUGGAUCUCCUUUGGACAUAAAUAUUCGGAGAGGUGUGGCCAUUUGGAUGGUGACCCAAAGGAAGUUUCACCGGUGUUUACUCAGUUCUUGGAAUGUGUGUGGCAUUUGACUGAACAGUUUCCACAAGCCUUCGAAUUCAAUGAAGCGUUUCUUCUUCAGAUCCAUGAACAUAUUCAUUCAUGCCAAUUUGGAAACUUUAUUGGAAAUUGUCAGAAGGAAAGAGAAGAACUCAAGUUAAAGGAGAAGACGUACUCCCUGUGGCCGUUUCUGUUGGACGACCAGGAGAAGUACUUCAAUCCUCUCUACAGUUCCACGUCUCAGAAACUGGCAGUUUUGGAGCCAAAUACAGUAUCUUUCAAUUUCAAGUUUUGGAGAAACAUGUACCACCAAUUUGAUCGAACAUUGCAUCCUAGGCAGUCUGUGUUUAAUAUAAUUAUGAAUAUGAAUGAGCAAAAUAAGCAGUUACAGAAAGAUGUUAAAGACUUAGAAUCUCAAAUUAAACAACAUAAAAAUAAGCAGACAGAUGGAGUUCUCACCAAGGAAUUGUUAAAUUCAGUUCGUCCUGAAUCACCUGCCCUCAAAACCUCCUUGUGUCUCAAGGAGCAGACUCUGCUGCCUGUGAAUGAUGCUCUCCGAACUAUAGAGGGCAGCAACCCCGCAGAUAACCGCUACAGCGAGUACGCAGACGAGUUUUCCAAAGCGGAGCCUGCUGUGGUCAGCUCGGAGUAUGGCGUGGCCAGAAUGACGUGUUAGGCUCAGAGAGAGUUUUCUGGCUGCCUGCGGUGCGAGAAGUGGAUUAUUGUGAGGAUGGUCUGUGUGCGUGACCCAAGCAAUUUGCCUAGUGAUGAUCUUAGAGUUUACCAGUAGGUUGAUAGUUGAAGUCAGGAUGCUAACUGCUCUUGUGAGAGAAGGCAGUUUAGCUGCAUUUCUAGCAAGAAAUGAAUGACCUUCAGCUCUUUAAGAAGCUUACUGCAGAUGCAGUUUGUACUGUACACUAGUGAACUGACAUGUCUAUGAUUUACAUGUUAAUUACAGUCAAAUAGGAAUAGCCUUCCAUAAGUAUGAUUUGACUGCCAGAAAACAAAACUGACAAAGUGGUCCCUUACUUAAUAAUUGACAUGGCAUGUACUUUCAAUUGUGUAGCUAUGUAACUAUGAAUAUUUGCAAAUUUUGCCUAUUAGUGGUGUUUAUUGUUGAAAUGCCAUGAAAAAUACUUCUAAGGAAGCCUUAAAGUCUCAGUUUAUUCAUUACACCACUCUUCAGUUUUAGAGCCUAGAGCAAGAUGGUUGGUUGUGUGUUUCCCUUGGUCGGUCCGGUUGUGUCUGUGAGCAGCUGCCCUGGCCCCCGCAGGAGCUGCAGUGCCCCUGUGGAAACAAAACGGUGGUCGAAGGACACUGCCAAGCCCAUGUUUGGCUGGUCCCACUUUCGUGGUCAAAAUUAACGAAACCGACGGUUUUGUUCUGCUUAUAAUUUGUUUAGUGCUACAUUUGACGACUUACUAUUUACAACUUGUUGAUUUCUUGCAUAUGUGUAAGCACAUUUGACUGUCUCUUAUGAAUGGAUUACUGCAUCCUGUUGGUUCUUGUUCUGUGGUUGGCUUUAUUCCUUUGAUAAGUAUGGAAGUUUACGAAGCUAAAGCCCUAAACUGUUCUUAGAGACAAUGAAUAGUACAUAUAUGUAUAUUUUUAAACUGUUUUCUCUCUCAGUGAAUUGUUCUUCCUAGAAGAAACUUUCAAUUUACCCAAGAAUUUUGGGGUCAAAAAAAGGGAAUACGGAUAGUUUAGAUUUUGCUUGGUUGCGUGAAUUUUUCUCUGUGAAACAUUUUUUUCUUCUCUGUUAACAUAGAAGAAAAAAGAAAAAAAGGAAAAUUAAGGCUAGCCUAAUACAAAGUUAAUGUUUAACAAAAAAACUUAAAUGCUAGGAAGAGUUUCAUUUUGCCACGUUAUUGAUAACUUUAUUCUCUAUACUAGUACAUAUUAUUAAAGCACCAAAAAAAAAAAAUAGAAAAGAAAGAAAGAAAAUGACUUUCAGUUGACGGUAUCACCCAGCUGGCUUUAAAAUGGACAACUUAACAUGGGUGGCACAAGAUAUGAUUGAAGGGUACUAGGAAAUCUGCAUAGGAUCCCUUAUGCUUCUUUUUAUUACACCUACAUCUGUUAUAUUAAUUUUGAACAUAAAUAACUUUUUCAAAUGGAAAAAAAGGCUUUAUUGUAUGAGCUUAUCCUAUUUAUUUUUCCAAUGCUUUUCUGUAAUGCAUUAUGUAAUAAGAAAAAUACUUCUUUUUAAACAGUGACGGAAAUGCACUAUAAAGUAGAGUUUGUGAUUUAGCCAUGUCUAUUUCCAUAUUUAAGCACUGGGACGAGAAACUUAAGCCUUGUGACCACAAAGGGAAGCUAUUGUGCCUUGUUACUUGGUUCCAGUGACUAAUUGUGGUUUUAGCAUCUUCCACGGCAGACUUCUUACAUUCACCUCUUUGGUUUAUUAUCUUAAUCUUCAGUUUGAGGCAUAUAUAUAUGUGUGUUUAUAUGCUCACACCUGGGCUGAGAAACCAGCUAACAUCCUAAGUGACCUACAGGGUAUAUGUUGGCAAAAAGUAGUUGUGUAUACGUCUUAUAAGAUUGCAUUUGUGUUCAGUGUGUUUGGGAUUGUAUAGCAUGUACGUUAUUACAUACAUUGUUUAAAGGUAAUUAAAUGUUCAUGUUUUACAUUGAA